Messenger RNA from Sporothrix schenckii 1099-18, 1620 nucleotides. RefSeq names its product ribosome assembly protein SQT1. Gene Ontology annotation, molecular function: protein binding. Bases 1 to 1620 code for a protein of 539 amino acids. NCBI's taxonomy places the organism in Eukaryota, Fungi, Ascomycota, Sordariomycetes, Ophiostomatales, Ophiostomataceae. The transcript has a single exon. The record is from RefSeq and is a predicted model, not a curated record.
AUGUCGCACAACGCGCGCGAUGAGCACCCGACAGAAGAUGAUGGCGACGACUCCGGCCCGGAGAUGCUCGACAUGGACGAUGCUGCAGAGGAGAUUGACGGCGACGACGGCGGUGACGGCGGUGACGAUGUUGCCAUGGACAGCGGCGACGAUGACGACGAGGAGCUCGUGCUUGUGAACGACUCAAUUGCAUACUUUGACCUCCACAAGGACUCGGUGUUUGCGAUUGCGCAGCACCCCAAGUACCCGUCGCUGGUGGCGACCGGCGGCAGCGAGGGCGAGGGCGAAACGGCGCCCGGCAAGGGCUAUGUGAUUGACACGUCGGCGGCCGCGGACCGCCCGCUGCUGCCGGCCAGCUACAGCUCGGACCCCUCGGCGGCGGCCAACCAGCCUAGCAGCACGGAGCUGGCGCCCCUGUUUGAGAUUACUGGGCACACGGACUCGAUCAACGCGCUGACGUUUACGCUGCCCAACGGCGAUUUCCUCGUGUCGGGCGGCAUGGACGGGCGCAUGCGCGUGUACAGUGUGGCCGUGGGCGGCGGCUCGGUGCAGUUCCAGUUUGUCGGCGAGUCGCAGGAGGUGCCCGAGAUCAACUGGCUGGCGCCCUGCCCGGGCCGCGACUACCCCAACACCGUGGCGCUCGGCGCGUCCGACGGCUCUGUCUGGGUGCUGUCCAUUGACCCGUCGGCCGACCCGGCCAGCCCCAUCCAGAUCGUCCAGUCCUUCUUCUCGCACACGGCCGCCUGCACGGCCGGCACGUGGACCGCCGACGGCAACCUGCUGGCCACGGUCAGCGAGGACAGCUCGCUGCAGGUGUGGGACGUGUGGGGCGUGGCGGCCGGCCGCGGCCUGGUCCCAGGCGGCGCACAGGCGCUGUUGUCGCUGACGGGCGAGGACCAGCGGUUCGAGGUGCCCGGCGGUCUGUACUCGGUGGCCGUGUCGCCCGGUGGCACGCUGGUGGCCGUUGGCGGUGCGGGCGGUGUGAUCAAGGUGGUGACGCUGCCACGGUUAACGGGUGCGCAGGCGGCGGGCACGGCCAAGAAGGGCGCGGCGGGCGGCAGCGCCAAGCAAAAGGGUGCGGCACGGCCAACACCGGCAGGCCAGGGCAGCGGCGCAGCAGCCACGGACCCGGCACAGUUUGGCACCAUCCUGGCGUCGCUCGAGGUGCAGAGCGACGGCAUCGAGACGCUGGCCUUUGCACCGCCGCCCAUGACGUUGCUGGCUGCUGGCUCGGUCGACGGCAGCAUCGCCGUCUUUGACGUCACGCGGUCGUUUGCGCUGCGCCGACACAUUCGCCUGGCCCACGACGACUUUUCCGUGGUCAAGGUCGAAUGGGUCAAGUCGGCGCCGGCGUCGUUGACGGGCGGCGUGGCGGCCGGUGUGGGCGGCCCUGCACAGUGGCUGCUGACGAGCAUCGGCAUGGACGGCGUGGUGCGGCGGUGGGACCUGCGCAAGAACGUGACACCCGAUAAGCCCGGCGACAACGGCAUGGUCAAGGAGUGGCGCGGCCAUCGCGGCGACGGCGAGGGCGGUGGUGUGCUGGGUUUCGUGCAGGGCGAUACGGGCGAGCGCAUUGCCACUGCCGGCGACGACGGCGUUGUCCUUGUUUUUGACGCAUAG